Molecule: messenger RNA, 2775 nt
Organism: Loxodonta africana (African savanna elephant)
Lineage: Eukaryota; Metazoa; Chordata; Mammalia; Proboscidea; Elephantidae
Gene: OIT3
Product: oncoprotein induced transcript 3
Exons: 9
Coding region: 668-2308 (546 amino acids)
Molecular function (GO): calcium ion binding
Source: RefSeq, a predicted model, not a curated record
CAUCUGACAAGACUUUUCCUAAUCACCAUUUCCAACAUUUGGCUCUAUCCCAUUUUCACUGAGUACACAAUGCUAAGGCUGCCCGCACCAUGAAAUCAACUCCUAGAAGAAAUCACAAAACAAGAUUUUGUCUUGAGGGGAUGUCCCUCAUUUAGAAUUCCCUUUUGGAUAAGAUACUGGGGCUAUCAUUGCAAGGAAUUCCUGAGAGAAAACAAUAGGAGGAUGAGGGAUGGUGAGUUUUUUCCUCAAGAAAAGUAUUAAUAAAAUAGCCCUGCUGACAGCAUAAAGCAGUAUGUUUAUGUGGGGUCAAGGCCAGAGCAAUGGACACUGUAUCCCACUUAUCCUCUUCCUCUGAUAAAGCCCCUACCAGUAAUGAUAAAGUCUUUCUUAAGAAACUAACCAAAAAAAAAAAAAAGCCAAUCCCAUUGCCAUUCAGUUGAUUCCGACUCACAGCAACCCUAUAGGACAGAGGAGAACUGCCCCAUAGAGUUUCGAAGGAGCAGCUGGUAGAUUCGAACUGCAGACCUUUUGGUUAGCAGCCAAGCUCUUAACCACUGGGCCACGGGGGGCCUAAGAAAAAGUGCUUGGGAAAAAAAAAAAGGAAAGGACAAAGGAAAAGUGGUGCUAAGAGGAUUUUCCAGUCUGUUGCUGUUGGCUGACCAGGGGGAUGCCACAGUUCCUGCUUCUCACCUGCCUUUCCAUCAUGAUCACAUCAGCAGUACCAAUGGCCCUAGAUCCUUGUUCCGCUUACAUCAGUCUGAAUGAGCCAUGGAGGAACACUGAUCACCAGCUGAAUGAGUCUCAAGGUCCCCCCCUCUGUGACGACCACGUGGAUGGGGAGUGGUACCGCUUCACGGGUAUGGCAGGAGACGCCAUGCCCACCUUCUGCAUACCAGAAAACCACUGUGGAACCCAUGCACCUGUCUGGCUCAACGGCAGCCACCCGCUGGAGGGUGAUGGCAUUGUGCAGCGGCAGGCCUGUGCCAGCUUCAAUGGAAACUGCUGCCUCUGGAACACCACAGUGGAGGUCAAGGCUUGCCCUGGAGGCUACUAUGUGUAUCGUCUGACCAAGCCCAGUGUCUGCUUUCACGUCUACUGUGGUCAUUUCUAUGACAUCUGUGAUGAGGACUGUCACGGCGGCUGCCAGGAUGCCACUGAGUGCACGUGCUCUCCAGGAACCGUGUUAGGCCCUGACAAGCAGACCUGCUUGGAUGAAAAUGAAUGUGAGCUGAACAAUGGUGGCUGCAGUGAGAUCUGCGUGAACCUCAAAAACUCAUAUCGCUGUGAGUGUGGGGUUGGCCGAGCGCUGAGAAGUGAUGGCAAAACUUGCGAAGACAUUGAGGGAUGCCACAAUAACAAUGGCGGCUGCAGCCAUUCUUGCCUUGUGUCCGAGAAGGGCUACCAGUGCGAAUGUCCCCGGGGAUUGGUGCUGUCUGAGGACAACCACACUUGCCAAGUCCCUGUGUUGUGCAAGUCGAACACCAUUGAAGUGAGCAUCCCCCGGGACCUGGUUGGCGGCCUGGAGCUCUUCCUGACCAACACUUCCUGCCGAGGAGUAUCCAAUGGCACCCAUGUCAACAUCCUCUUCUCCCUCAAGACAUGUGGCACAGUGGUUGAUGUGGUGAACGACAAGAUUGUGGCCAGCAACCUUGUGACAGGUCUACCCAAGCAGACCCCGGGAAGCAGUGGUGACAUCAUCGUCCGAACCAGCAAACUGCUGAUCCCAGUGACCUGUGAGUUUCCCCGCCUGUACACCAUUUCUGAAGGAUAUGUCCCCAACCUUCGAAACCCCCCACUUGAAAUCAUGAGCCGCAACCAUGGAAUCUUCCCCUUCACUCUGGAAAUCUUCAAGGAUGAUGAGUUUGAAGAGCCGUACCGGGAAGCCUUGCCCACCCUCAAGCUUCGAGACUCCCUCUACUUCGGCAUUGAGCCCCUGGUGCAUGUGAACGGCCUGGAAAGCCUGGUGGAGAGCUGCUUUGCUACCCCCACAUCCAAGAUCGACGAGAUCCUGAAGUACUACUUGAUCCAGGAUGGCUGUGUCUCAGAUGACUCAGUAAAGCAGUACACAUCUCGGGAUCACCUAGCAAAGCACUUCCAGGUCCCCGUCUUCAAGUUUGUGGGCAAAGACCACAGGGAAGUGUUUCUGCACUGCCGGGUUCUCGUCUGUGCAAUGCUGGAUGAGCGGUCGCGCUGUGCCCAAGGUUGCCACCGGCGAAUGCGUCGGGAAGCUGCAGAAAGAGAAGACGCAGCUGGUCCAGAGAACCAGGUGCUGACAGGCGGCCCGAUCAUCAUUGACUGGGGAGACUAGUAAAAAUGCGGCCCCUGGAGCCCUGGCCCUCCUUCGAACUCGCUGGUCUCCUCCUUGGCACUUGUCCCCACACCAAGAAUGUCAGUCAACAUCCUAGAACAUCUACCUUUUGUAAGCCUCCUACUGUGAGUUUAGACAAACUCUGAUUCUAGUCCCCACAAUUGGCAGAAGUCACAAUACUGCUGAACGAUGAUGCCCGGAUGGGGCUUCAUCCCUCUUAAGUUGAAAGCUAAGCUGUCCACUCAGAAGCUCACCCCAUCUUCCCCAUUUUUUCCCUGCAAUAAAGCACCCAUGAAAAUAAUGGACCGCAAAAAUCAGAAUGAAGUAUAAGAUUUCAAAUUAGAAACCAUUUAAAAAAUUAAAUAGUUUCUUGAAAUUAUGACUAAAAUAUCCAAAGACUCUUUAAAUAUGUAAAUAGUAAUCAUAUCCAGGAAUCUGAAUUCAAAUGCAGGAGGUCUGGAAGCUUA